Molecule: messenger RNA, 2733 nt
Organism: Hirsutella rhossiliensis
Lineage: Eukaryota; Fungi; Ascomycota; Sordariomycetes; Hypocreales; Ophiocordycipitaceae
Product: ankyrin repeats (3 copies) domain-containing protein
Exons: 4
Coding region: 1-2733 (910 amino acids)
Biological process (GO): nucleoside metabolic process
Molecular function (GO): protein binding; catalytic activity
Source: RefSeq, a predicted model, not a curated record
AUGACCAGAUACAGCCAUUGCGGCCCGUCCCAGGAUCGCUUGUUCGACGGCACGUACGACCAUGUCUCGUCGAUGAACAACUGCGAUGAUUGCGACCCACUCAGGUUGGUCAACCGACCUGCUCGAGAUAGCACCGAUCCCAAGAUUCAUUACGGAGUCAUCGCCUCUGGAAACACUGUCAUCAAGGACGGUAGUACCAGGGACAAGAUGGCGCAAGAGCUCGACGUCCUGUGCUUCGAGAUGGAAGCGGCGGGCUUGAUGGACAGCUUUCCGUGUCUGGUCAUCCGCGGCAUCUGCGACUAUAGCGAUACUCACAAGAACAAGCAAUGGCAAGAGUAUGCAGCAGCAACAGCGGCGGCAUAUGCCAUUGAGCUCCUCUCCAUCAUACCAGCCAAUGAGGCUCAAGGGAUACCAACGAUUGCGAUUCCUGUAGAUGAUGCUGAACGACACAACACCCUCUUGGAGUCUCUCAAGUUUGACCUGAUUGAUGCCCGCCGCUCAAACAUCAAAUCGAGCCAUUCGACAACCUGCCAGUGGCUGCUGCAACACCCCGAUUAUCUAGACUGGCUCGAUCCCGAAAAAGCUGUCGACCACAACGGCUUUCUAUGGAUAAGGGGAAAGCCCGGCACUGGCAAGUCGACCAUUAUGAAUUUCGCCUACAAACAGGUGGCCAAGAACAAGGCGAAUACCGUCAUCUCCUUCUUCUUCAAUGCAAGAGGCGAUGAUUUGGAGCGGUCGACUGCUGGCAUGUAUCUCUCUCUCCUGUUCCAGCUCCUGAGUGCCCUGCCGAGGCUUCUCGAUGUCUUUGACGGGCCGGAGCACAAGGUUCAGCUCGACGGCUUGCACGAGAAUAUUGUGAGCCAGAGCAGGCAAGCCGAGUGGCCAAUGGCACUCCUCCGGGGCUUGCUGCGAAGCGCAAUAGCGAGGCUUGGUCUCCAAUGCUUGACGUUCUUUGUCGACGCUCUUGACGAGUGCGACACAGGUCAAGUGGAAGAAAUGGUGGAGUAUUUUGAGGAUCUUGGACAAUACGCGGUCUCCAGCGAAAUUCGGUUUACCGUGUGCUUCUCCAGUCGCCACUAUCCACAUAUUGAAAUCGAGCACGGCCGAAAAUUGAGCCUGGAGCAUCAAGAGGGGCACGAAAAGGACAUCGCCACGUACAUACAAAGCAAGCUCAAGGUCGGGAGGAGCAAGACUGCCGAGGAAAUAAAGACCGAGAUGCAGGCCAAGGCAGGUGGCAUCUUCAUGUGGGUCGUCCUUGUUGUCGACAUUCUCAACGCAGAAUACAGGGGCGGGCGGAUUUUUCAUGUCAGGAAGCGGCUUGACGCGCUGCCGUCCGAGUUGAGCGACCUCUUCAAGGAAAUCCUGGGAAGGGAUCAGAGGAACCCGCGAGACCUGCAGCUCUGUGUCCAGUGGAUUCUUUUUGCGAAGCGUCCAUUGAAGCUGGAAGAGUACUACUUUGCAGCCGUAUCUGGACUAAGUCCUGAUGUGUUGCGCGAAUGGGACCCUGAAGAAGUCACCAGAGACGACAUGAACAGGUUCGUGUUGAGCUCAUCCAAGGGACUUGCAGAGGCAACCAAGUCCAAGAAUGCAGCCGUUCAGUUCAUACACGAGUCGGUGCGCGAAUUCUUCCUCAAAGAUGGCCUACAGGAGUUGUGGCCCAAUCUCACAGCAGCCGAGUUCCCGGGCGUGAGCCAUGGCCAGCUACAGCAAUGCUGUCUUGCCUACAUCAAGCUCGACAUCUCGAACCAUGUGCCCCCUGACAAACCACUUCCAAAGGCAUUCUCCGAUGCGGCAAAGGAGUUGCGACUAAUGGCGUCAGAAAAGUUCCCCUUUCUCGAAUAUGCAACGCGCCAUAUGCUGAACCAUGCUGAUGCAGCUACCGACUCCCAGGACGCCUUCCUGGAAGAGUUUCCCCUCCAGGCCUGGAUCAACUUGGAUAACCUGUUCGAGAAGCACGAAAUUCGACGCUACACGCAAAACGCAAGUCUAUUGUACAUUCUCGCAGAGAACAAUUUGACGAGGCUCAUGAGGACAACACUUGUCCACCAUCCGAGAAUCAACGUUCGAGGAGAGCGACAUCAAUACCCUCUCUUCGCCGCCUUGGCUAAUAAUCAUCGAGAUGCGGUUAAAACACUCUUGCAACAGGAGACAACACUCCCGCAGACGGACGACGUCUCUAUGCAACUCGAUUAUGGGCGGGCUUUCGCGGCUUCCAAGGGCCAGACACCACUGCAUUGGGCGUUUGAGAAGGGGCAUGUGGCCCUCGCUCAUCUUCUGAUUGCGCAAGGGGAGCUCAAUCUAGACUCUGGGGGCUGCAAAAAACGGACGCCGCUCUCGUGGGCCGCCGAGAUUGGGCACAUAGCUGGUGUGAAGCUGCUGCUCGGCACGGGCCUGGUCAAUGUCAACUCGAGGGAUAAUUCCGGGCGGACGCCGCUCUCAUGGGCCAUAGAAAAUGGGCACGUGGCUAUUGUGAAGCUGCUACUCGACACGGGCCAGGUCGAUAUCGACUCGAGGGAUAAUUCCGGGCAGACGCCGCUCUCGGUGGCCGCCACAAAUGGGCAUGAGUCUAUUAUAAGGCUGCUGCUCGGCACGGGCCUAGUUGAUGCCGACGUUGAUAUCGACUCGAAGGAUAAUUCCGGCCGGACGCCGCUCUCGGUGGCCGCCAAAAAUGGGCAUGAGCCUAUUAUAAGGCUGCUGCUCGGCACGGGCCUAGUCGAUGUCGACGGCAUGUAG